Molecule: messenger RNA, 5868 nt
Organism: Trichosurus vulpecula (common brushtail)
Lineage: Eukaryota; Metazoa; Chordata; Mammalia; Diprotodontia; Phalangeridae
Gene: MAP2K2
Product: mitogen-activated protein kinase kinase 2
Exons: 11
Coding region: 380-1582 (400 amino acids)
Biological process (GO): protein phosphorylation
Molecular function (GO): protein kinase activity; ATP binding
Source: RefSeq, a predicted model, not a curated record
AGCCUAGCUCGGCCCCGGCACCGGCACCGGCCUCGGCCCCGGCCCCGGCUCCGGCCCAAGCACCUUCGAGCGGCGGCCCCGGCUCCAGCUCUGGCGGCGGCUCCGGCCGGUCCUGGCCCCCAGCCCCAGUUUCCCGUGCGGGUCCAGCCUCCGUGCGACCCCUGCUCCCGUCGGGAGCCUCCUUCCCCACUCCGUCCCGAAGGCCGCUGCCCCAACACCGGCCUCGCCUAGGCCGAAGGUCCCCGCGGGGCCGGUGCCGGAGCCGGGGCCGGGCCGGUUCGGGCCGGAGCCGGGGGCGCUUCCUCCCCUAUGGGCCCCGGCUAGAGGUGCUGCAGCCGCGCCCACCCCGCCCCCGCCCCCCGCUCCCCGGGAAGCCCCGAUGCUGGCCAAGAGGAAGCCGGUGCUGCCGGCGCUCAACAUCACCCCCACCAUCGCCGAGGGCCCGUCCCCAACCAGCGAGGGCGCGUCCGAGGCAAACUUGGCAGAUCUGCAGAAAAAAUUAGAAGAGCUAGAACUUGAUGAGCAGCAAAAGAAGCGACUGGAAGCUUUCCUUACCCAGAAGGCAAAGGUGGGGGAGCUGAAGGAUGAUGACUUUGAGAGGAUCUCCGAGCUGGGAGCUGGCAAUGGCGGGGUGGUCACCAAAGUACAGCAUAGACCCUCAGGCCUCAUCAUGGCCCGAAAGUUGAUUCACCUAGAGAUCAAACCAGCAAUCCGGAACCAGAUUAUCCGUGAACUCCAAGUCCUACAUGAAUGCAACUCUCCAUACAUUGUGGGUUUCUAUGGUGCCUUUUAUAGUGAUGGAGAAAUUAGCAUCUGCAUGGAGCACAUGGAUGGAGGCUCUCUGGAUCAAGUAUUGAAAGAGGCCAAGAGAAUCCCUGAAGAAAUCUUGGGGAAAGUUAGCAUUGCGGUUCUUCGGGGUUUGGCUUAUCUAAGAGAGAAACACCAGAUUAUGCACAGAGAUGUGAAACCUUCUAACAUUUUGGUCAACACUCGGGGAGAGAUCAAGCUCUGUGACUUUGGAGUGAGUGGGCAACUCAUCGACUCUAUGGCAAAUUCCUUUGUAGGAACCCGAUCCUACAUGUCUCCGGAGCGGUUACAAGGCACCCACUACUCAGUCCAGUCAGAUAUCUGGAGCAUGGGCCUGUCCCUAGUAGAGCUGUCCAUUGGAAGGUACCCGAUUCCCCCACCAGACUCCAAGGAACUGGAAGUGAUAUUUGGUCGGCCCAUGGUUGAUGGGGCAGAGGGAGAACCUCACAGCAUCUCACCACGGCCACGACCCCCAGGACGCCCCAUCAGUGGUCAUGGGAUGGACAGUAGGCCUGCCAUGGCCAUCUUUGAGCUAUUGGACUACAUCGUUAACGAGCCUCCACCUAAGUUGCCGAAUGGUAUUUUCACACAAGAUUUCCAGGAGUUUGUAAAUAAAUGCUUAAUUAAAAACCCAGCUGAGAGGGCAGAUCUGAAGAUGCUGAUGAAUCACACUUUUAUCAAACGGUCAGAAGUGGAAGAAGUGGAUUUUGCAGGCUGGUUAUGUAAAACUCUGAGGUUAAACCAGCCCAGCACUCCCACACGCACUGCCAUUUGAUGGUGAAGCAGGCUGUCCUGUGUCCAUCGUCUGUCUCCUUGUCCAUCACUGUUUCCUGCCCUUUGGGCUAAAGACAAUCUCCUCCCCAGUUCCUCCCUCCCUCCCUACUCCUUGCCUCACCUCCCCCUUCCAUCCUCCAUCUCCCUUCCCCACACGGACCCUGACCUGGACAACACCAUCGCAGGAAAUGUCUUUCGCCCCUUAUGAACAAGCCAAAACCAGCUUGCUUUAUUUUGUUAAUUCUCCUGCACGCGUACUCCAGUCCAGUGCAGCUCCUUCUCUGAUAUUUGGGAAUUGUGGUGCUCCUGUUGUUCACUUAGGGUUUUUUGAAAAGGAAAAAAAGAGACAGGGGAACCAAACUGUGUACAUGAUGCUUGUCCUCCACCAUUGGGUGUUUGUCUUUCCUUUUAAUCCCCAGACUGAGGGGCUUUCAGAACCCAGCCCUAGAAGUAGUCUACAGACUGUGGUAGAGCCAGGCUGAAGGAUGAGGAAGGGGGGAAUUCAGAGAUCGAUUUUGCUUUUUUGAAAAGGAACAAGUGACAUUGCAAAACCUAGGUGUUAGCUUGUUGAACAGGCCAAAGAAAGGACAUUGCUUGUUGGUUUUCAGGGGUCACCUAGCCUCAUGUUUCUGUACUACCCUGAGGUGGUUUUGAUCAUGUUAGAAGGUGUCAGAAUCAAUGAAAAUUAUUUGAGUUAGAGAAACAGCAGAACCCUAUUCCCUGCUUUCCCACCAGAUCCUCUUUCUCUUCUUAUUCAGGGCCUGGUACAACGUUCUUUCCAGAAGAUUGCCACUCACUUAAGCAGCUUGAUGUUAGAGGGCUGCUUCACCCCACCUCUGUUCCUUUAGGGAAAGAAGUUUUGACUUGUUCUCCCUUUGGAUGAGUUUAUAUUUAACUUUCCAGAGAGGAAGUGUCAGUGUGAUUUAUAAAAACCCAACCUCUACAGUAAAUAAAAAUGCAUCCAAAUUUUUAGCAGGUGUUUAGGAGAAGGUCUUGGCUCCUUGACCUUUGCCAGCCUACCCUGACCCUGCUUCUUUUGCACAGUACACAUACAAGGACCUCAAAUCAUUCACACUCAGCCAGAUGGAAUUUAGAUCUGCUGUAACUUGGGACCCAGCAUGCCCUUCUUUACCCGGGCAAGACUGGUUUAACUGCCCAUAGUUAACACUUUAAAAGUCAUACUUAGAGUGUCAGAAAUAUGAUGCCUGGCCUCCCUGAUGCAGUGCAAGGCAGAUUAUUGAACAAACAGAGAUGCCACCAUCCUUCCCUAGGUGGUAGACCCACUUCUUUAGUGCCAAGUCACCACUGAGGCGGCUUGUUUGGCUGAUAGUUGAUAGGAAUCGGUGGAUUGUAGGGGUGUUUUCUGGGCUCUGAUUCUUCCUUGAGGUCUGAGAUGUUCGUUCCCUUCAUUUAUUCCUAGCAUAAGCCAAUGUUACUCUGCCUGUGUACCAGUUGCAUGCAAGUAGCUUUAAAAGAAUGGUACUUGUCAUGACCCAGGUCAUCAGCAUUUGUGUGAAGAAAGGGAAGUGAAUAAUAUUCCCAAGAAUCCCCCCCUCCCCACCAGUGGCUGGAAAUCUUGCUGUGUGCCGAUCAGUUAAAGGAACUUUGGAACUGAAAAAGAAAGACUGGGGGGGGGGGGGGGGCGGGGGGGGGGCGGGGAUCCCAGUGGAAAAACAGGGAGCUCGAAAUGGGUGAAUUUUGCAAAACAGCAACCACCACCGCAAACAUUUAAAUGUGAUGUAAGAAAAAACUUUGUUACAGAGCUGUCCAAAAGUGGAAUGGACUGCCUCGGGAAGUAAUGAGCUGCUCAUCCCUGAAGAUCUUUGACCAAAGGCUGCACAGCUCUCUGUCCUGUGUUGUGGAGGGGAUUCUUUUCAAAUUAUGUGUUGGACCAGAUAACACCUGAGGUCUCUUACAAUCCUGUGAUUCUACAAUUCCACCCACCCCCCGCCCCGGGUUAGUGCUCAGUGCUUUGCUAGUCCUUCUAUGUGACCCCUGAUCCCAGAGGGUAAACUCUGCAAGUGAUGUCAGGCUUCAGAUCACUAAGCACGCUGACUUUGCCUACAUGCUUUUUGGGUUCUCCUUGGAAAACCAGCUUGAUAUACCCCGCCCGACACAUUCCCAAGUUCUCUUCUCCUCUUCCCAGGACACAAAGGAGAGGCUACUUGUAUUCGUAAUCUGAUUUUGACAAGUAACUAGAACACUUUCUCUGAUUUUUGUCCUUCAGAGACUCAAGCAUAUACAGUGUUGCAGGUUUUAAAAACAAACCUCUCCCGAGUUCUCAAGCCACUGUUGUGUAGGUAACCAGGCUCCCUUAGGAGCAUCCCUCAGAGGGGAGGCCUGAUGUCUGUAGGACUGGUCUAUGCAUUAUUAACACAUGCUUGAGUUUCUUAGCCAUGUCUUCUUUUAAGGGCAUUGAGCUUUUCUCUCUCCCCAACAGAAGGGUCAGGAAUUAGGGUUAAGAGCUAGCUGAGCCUGGGGCCUGAAUACUGGCCUUUCCGGGCUUCCCAUCAGAAGUGGAAAGAUGGCCAAGGGGCAGCUAGGUAGCACUAUGGAGUCAGGGGGUCUAGAGUUCAAAUGUCAUCCUGGACACUUAACUGGUAGUGUGACCCUGGGCAAGUCACUUAACCCCAAUUGCCUGCCCCAAAUGGAACAGACUUGAUGGGUCUAAAUUCAGGCUUACCAUUGUGAACUGAAGUUAUACUAAAUCCUAUGCAGGUCUGUGGGAGGAAAGUGAGAUUGUGCAUUGCAUAGGCUCUGGAUGAAUUGGGGAUCAAAUGCAAACAUCUGGAUCUGACCCUGUGCUGUUGGCUAGGUCCUCAUGCUUAGAGCAGUGGAAGUGGCUGAACCUCCCCCUGCCAUGCCGUCUACUGGAGGAAACUUCAUUCUGGGGUGGGGGGAGGGCAGCCUCAGGUCUUGAGAUUCGACUUUUCAGUCACUUUGGGGCUGAUUUAAAACCUGAAGUACUGACUUGGCCAGGCAGGCCUGUGAGUUGUCACUGGAGCGCUGGGGGAGGAGGAGGGGAGCAGGGAGACUGACUGGACACCAGAGAGUUGGAGCGUUCGGUGUGGUGUGUGUUUCAUGGCAGCAGAAUGAUUAUUCCUCUUCUACCCCCUUCCCUUUGGUGCCUCAGUUUCCUCAUCUGUAAAAUGGGGAUAAUAAUGCUUGCACUACCUACCUCACAGGGUUGUUGUGGGGAAAGUGCUUUGUAAAGCUUAAAGCACUAUAGAAAUGUGAGUUAUUAUUCCUGCCCCCAUCCCCUCAAGAAAAGAAUCCCCCAACUCUAUUGUCCUUUAAUCUGCAACUCCUCAUUCUGUUAGAUCUGUCAGAAAGGGAGGGGCUUUCAGUGGGGACUAAUUGCUACUGACACAUGGCUGUCAGGUCCAAGAAGAGGCGUGGACUGUCCAUUAACAGGUUGGCAAAGUGUGAUAACAAAGGGGUACCCUUUUUUUUUGCCUUCUCAUCCCCAUCAUGCUGCUGAUUUUGUGAUUCAUAUAUGCUGGUGUGUGUGGGUUUUUUUUUUUAAGAAAAUUAUAAUGGAUUGUGCUUUUAUUUUGUGUAUUUAGUUUCCAAUGAGUCUGGCCCAGAAAACAUUUAACUUUGCCCAAGAAUUUUAGGAAGACUUCAGUGCUAACUCAGUCUUCGUAGAAGCUGGAAAACCUACUGUCUCUCCCACAGAUCCGAAGUCAUUCCAGUUUCUUUCCCAUCUUCGAUGAGGUUACCUUUGCCCCUCUAGAGCUUCUGCCUUCCCAGGCCCAAAGGACAGUGACGAAGCUCUCUCUAAGUGCCUGGGGAAAUCCCACUCCAGUCACUCAAAUCUGAUGGACAUUUUAAACCAGGAAUUGGAUGUUAAAACUGGUUAGCUUGGAGGAGGAAAGUGAAUUGUUAACCCCUCUAACUUGAGGAUUCUUGACUUUAGACAUUUCUGGGCUUAGAGAUUGAAUAUCUUGUACAGACAUGGGGUGGGGAGAGGUUUUUCUAAAAUAUGAAUGAAUCUGUGCAAUUGUGUGAUUGAAAUGACUACUAGCGUCUAGGGUUGUAUGGGUCUAGAUACACCUGGGAAUUCUUAAACUCACAACUAAUUGUGAGGAUUUUAAUUUAAAAAUUAGGUCGGGAACUCCAGUCCUAAAACUAUAUUGUCUUGGGGUUGGUUCCACCUCACCCCCCAGUUGCUAUUUUUUUUGUGCUUGGUUUUGAAGGGGAAGGAGAAAGUGUAUCAAACAUUUUGUUGGUGCAAAUUUUUUUUAACUCGAUAUUUUCAUCAUAAAUAAAUGGCACUUUACAUGA